Messenger RNA from Lepisosteus oculatus (spotted gar), 1218 nucleotides. It is a transcript of the gene prrg4, whose product is annotated as proline rich Gla (G-carboxyglutamic acid) 4 (transmembrane). Gene Ontology annotation, cellular component: extracellular region; plasma membrane. The record is from RefSeq and is a predicted model, not a curated record. Gene Ontology annotation, molecular function: calcium ion binding. Lineage: Eukaryota; Metazoa; Chordata; Actinopteri; Semionotiformes; Lepisosteidae.
UUGAAACGAAUGGUUUCUAUACGAUAUAGAAACUAGAAGGCGAGCUAUUUUAACGUGUUUUGUUUAGAAUCUGUGUUUUGUUUUUUGUUUAAAUCUUUUUUUUCUUUAAUUUAUUUUGAUAAUGUAACGUACGCACGCUUGGCGGUUGAUUGUAACGAUUACGUUUUAUCCAGUCGGUUUAGUUUCGAUGAGGUUGUACGGUAUCCCCUUGUUUUCAGUGUGAACUAGUUAAAAUAGUAUAUAACCUCUCCAGGACGAGCAGACUGAAGUGGAUGGGUGGAUGAGCUAGAAAGAAUGAAACUUUUACGGAUAGUUCACCGAUAAACAUUUUUAAAGCGUUUUAGAGGUCCUGGUUUUGUCACGAAGUUUCUUUUGCCCUUUCAAAUUGAAGGUGUACAGAAAUGCUUUUCCGUAUAUUUCUUCUAUACCAACUUGUCUCGUACGGAUUAAGUAGAUGUACAAGAAAGUUAUUACAUAUGAAAAACACAGAACAGGAAUCCAACAAUGUUUUUGCGAACGAAGACGAGGCAAACGCGUUCUUGGGGCGCCACCUGUUGUUCAACCGCUUUGAUUUCGAGCUAUUUACUCCGGGGAAUCUGGAAAGGGAGUGCUAUGAAGAGCUCUGCAACUUUGAAGAGGCACGAGAAGUCUUUGAAGAUACUGCAAAAACAGAAGUUUUCUGGAAACUGUACAUAAAAGGACAACUAGGAGACUCGAACGCUCAGAAGGUGGACGUCACUGCUCUUCUAACAGGCCUCAUUGCUGCUGGAGUCUCUCUAGUCAUCAUUGGGCUGCUUUUUUGGUACUUCUGUCACAGGAGGUGCAAGCCCAACAGCCCCCCCGGCUCUUCUAGGGGCCACGCCAGUCGAAGCAACGCGUCCCUGAUUAUGAGGAGACUAGAAGAGACAUCUCUGCAGCCUGUACUUCCCCCUGCUGGGGAGCCAUGUCCAGGCCUACCUUCCUAUGAACAGGCCAUUGCCAAACCCGGACAGCACGAUGCACCCCCUCCGCCGUACCCAGGAUCCCGUACAGCAAGCAUACAACGAUAAAAUCAGGAAUGGCCUUUUGAAUUUUUGGAAUUUUUCAGUCUUCCAUAUAUUUUUCUCACCGAUUAUUCACUAUAAGAAUGAAUACGUUAUAUCUUGUUCUUGAAGUCUUCAGUGUUCUAAAAGUUUUUGUUUAUCAUUUAAAUAAAGCUCAAAUGGCACUUUCAAGCUA